AUGAGAUAUUUGGGGAUUCCUCUCAUUUCUACUAGAUUAUUUGUCAGGGAUUGCAAAAGGCUUGUUGAUAAAGUGAGAAGUAGAAUUAGUGAUUGGAGGAAUAAAUUUCUCUCUUACGCUGGAAGACUGCAACUCAUUUCUUCUGUUUUGUAUUCCAUUCCAGUGUAUUGGGCUUCAUGUUUGCUUAUUCCGGCUGAAACAAUUAAGGAGAUUGAGAAGAUGAUGAAGAAUUUCCUUUGGAAUUGUGAUGAAUCCAAGAAGGGGAGAGCUAAAAUAGCUUGGUCUACUGUUUAUUGGAUUUCUCUCAUCCCUCAGUUUAAUGAUUUCCAAUUGCAUGUUCUUGAUCCUUUGGUGGCUGACAAGGUUUUAUGGAGGAAAAGGGAUGGGAAAAUAGUGGAGUUUGAUAUCCAACAUGUUUGGAAUGAUCUCAGAGAGGAUGGUCAGAUGGUUCCAUGGGUUCAUCUUGUUUGGUUUAAGCAGCGAAUUCAGAGACAUUCUUUUAUUCUUUGGCUCGCUAUUCAUGAAAGGCUGAAUACUCAAGAUAGAAUGAGGUUUUGGGAUAGUAAUAAAAAUCUGAAUUGCUCUCUUUGUAAUUCUCAACCAGACUCCCAUUCUCACUUGUUCUUUGAGUUCCCUUUUUCUUCAUUGGUUUGGAAAGAAGUGAAAGAUAAAGUGGAAAUUAAAAGUGAUUCUUUUGUGUGGAGAAACAUUGUUGAAGAUCUUCAACUUUUGCUUAAAGGAAAAAACAUUAGAAUUCUCAUCAUGAAAAUUGCUUUUGCUGCCUCGGUGUACAAUAUAUGGAGAGAAAGAAAUUCCAGACUCUUCAAGAAAGGAAAGAAUAUGGAGAACAAGGUCAUUUUGAAUUUUUUUGAAGAAAUUCGUCUUAAGCUUAUUGGGCUUAAGGGAGGUUUUCUGAGCUUUGAUGAUGAUGUCAAGAGGAAGUGGGGUAUUCCCGUUGGAGAGAAGGUUCAUGAUGUUUUUGAUGAUUAG
Molecule: messenger RNA, 990 nt
Organism: Lactuca virosa
Lineage: Eukaryota; Viridiplantae; Streptophyta; Magnoliopsida; Asterales; Asteraceae
Source: the annotation of a GenBank genome assembly